AUUUUUGGCAGAAGAAUUAAAACAAUCUCAAAGGAAUCAUAGAAGUCUCUAAUUAUGUCAUUUUCUUACUGCUAGAUAAAAGGCUUUUCACUCUUAGCCUCUGAUUUCUCUCUCUCUCUCUCUCUUGCUGUCUCUCACUUUUUCUCUGUAUGCUCUCUGUGUCGCUCUCUCUCACAUGUACACCCCUACACACUUCAUUUGCGAUCUCCUUGUUUUGAAGGUUUCAAUUCACGUCCUCCAGAGCGUCAAGUUGGCAGGCGUCUCUUUAUGAUUUUGUAAUGAUUAACUUUGUGUCCAUAAAAAGCAUGGAGAAACAAAGAACUCUGGGACGAGCAAAAGAAGAACUGAAGAGAAGAAAACAUCCUCCACAGGUCUGGUCUGUUCAAGUUGAAAUGCGGAACAGUUAACAAUGGAGUUCACAGUUUUGCUCUUCCUUUUUCCUGCGUUUAUGCUCACAAUGCAAGACUCAGUAAAAUUGGAGGUGAGCCCCAAGAUAUUCGCAGAGUGUGGCAAACCAGUUUCCCUUCACUGCAACUCAUCAUCACCUCAGCAUGGACUAUCAGUGAAAUACAUGGAGUGGUCCCAUGGCAACAUGUCUUUAUGUUCGGUGGACAGCGAACAAACAAUAACCAAAUUGCAAAGACACUUUCAAAGUGACUUCGACUGCAAGUACGAAGAUGGACGACUAUCCCUGGUGUUUGAAAGAAUGCUGCCUCUGCAGAGCGGAGAAUACAGGUGCAAAUUGCGCUCCAACAAAGGAGUGGCAAAUGAAUGCACAAAGGUGCAGCUGCAAGAGUUCUGUGGGAAAGUGGAAGCUGUUUUAAGGAGUCAUGGUCCAUCCUGCAGAUUCAACCACGUCUAUCCAGAUGGGAAUGUGCACUGGUUUCAUGACUCUCGUAACGUCUCAGACGAAUCCGUGAUGCAGCACACUGCUAAAAGCAUCGAUAGCCAUGGCUGGAUGACCAUACACAGUUGGUUGACCCUAAACGGUACAUCAGAGAGAAGUUCACACAAGCCAUAUAACUGUUCUUUGAAAAGUUCUACUUCUGGGAAAUACAUUGCAAGUACUUUAGUUCAGAAACAUGAACGUCGGGCUGUUCAAGGUGCUAUAGGGUACAGCCGUUGUGCAGGAAACAGAGAGAAAUCACUGCAAGCUGGGAAGAUUACUUUGGCUAUUUUAGUCCCACUCAUUUCCAUGUUAACAUAAUGAACAGUGCAAAGUAAAAACUCACUCUGGAGAAUGAUAAAACGUCAGAGUGAAUGAUUCGUAAUCUGUACCAUCAUUAAUAAGAUGGUACUCAGAAUCUAUUAAAGAACUAUGGCAACCAAACAGAUGGGUGAGUCAUCUUGCCAGGAUGGCAUAUUUCUAAUUCUACCUUUUAAUUCUUGGCUCAGGUAAACAAGAAAAUUACAGGCUGUUCAAAUGUGAUAACAAGGAAGCGGAUCAUUUUAAACUAUAAAAGCACUUGGCUUCUAGAGAGCUUUAGAUGAGGGAACAGGGCUUGUUGGUUUUCAACACACAACUUGGAAUACACCUAUAGAAAGCGCACUUUAACAGUCUGACUGCUAUAAACUAAAUGAAUGUCAGACUAAUGAGUUUUGAUAGCCAUGCAGUGCGGGAAAUAAGUAUUUUUCGAGCUUGCCUGCUUAAAAAUGUAGAGGUCUAUAAUUCUGAGGUAAGGUGAUUAAUUGUAGAUACACUCCAACUUUUUAAACAGCAUCUAAAAUAUAUAGAAAAUUUGCAUUCUAUGGUUGAUAGAUAUUUGAUCAAUUACCAACCAGCAAGACGUCAGGCUUUCACAAAUCUGUUAGUUCAUCUUUAAAAAACCCUCCUAUGGUCCAUUCAUUACCUGCAUUAAUUACAUCUGUUAGGACUUGUUACCUGUAUAAAUGACAAAUGUUCACUUUGAGGUUGGGGUCUCAAUCAGACCCCAACCUCUCCACCAUGGGCAAAACCAAAGAGAUGUCUAAAGAUCAAAGAAAUCUGUGGCAUAUCAAAUACUUAUUUCCUGCACUGUAAGUCUUCAGAUCAUGUAUCAUUUUAAUAAUAUGCAUUGCAUUGCAUAUGCUGAGGUAAUAAUAAUGUGGGUGAUUGACUCCACUGUAUGUCACUCUCAGAUGGACAGACAUAGAGGAUAAAAUACUUAUUAGGAGGACACAUGCAAUGUAAUUGAUCAGACCUGUUUGUGGUAUGCAGAACGAUGCUGCCCUCUGGUGGUCCAAUAAUUUGUAGCAUCAAAUUAAAACAAUAGAAAUUGGUGUUUCAUUUAUGAAAAACUAGUGCAUGCUUGAGCGUUGCAGUCAUCAUAGGUUCAUGUGUGAUUUCGUAUUGUUCACCAAAUUACAUUCCAGUAACAAUAUAGACGUUAAAAAUUUAUUAGUAACAUAAUUUCCCUAUUUAUUUAUAUUUUUGAUUAACUCACCAGCAGACUAUGCUACACUGAUGAACCAGUGGUUACAAAGGAAACAUUUUGGACUUAUAAGUAGUUCUACUGAGUAGUAUACUCAUUGAAAUCCACUAAUCAAACCUAAAACAGUUUGUCACAAGUCUCUGUUAUAGCUAAUUAGUUUCCUUUUUAAUUUGAAUUUUAAACUAGCGCAGUUGAAUAGUGAAGUGAUGAUGCACUGUUUGACAGCUGGGAUCAAUUGGAAUGUAUGUGUGGUUAACAUGAGAUGAUUUUUCGUAAAAUGCCUUGACAUGACAUUUGUUGUGAAAUAGCAAAAAAUGAAUAAACUGAAUUAAGUAAAAAAAUAUUUCGUAUUUGCAAAGUUAAAGGUAUUUGAUUUUGAUAUUUGAUCCAAUUGGCACUAAUCAUUUUAAAUUGAACUGAUUAUAUAAAAAAAUAUUGGUUAAAUAAAACUGACAGUAAAUAUAUACAUUUAAACAUACAGUGGUGCUGCUGUACCUGAUUUUUGCCCUUGUAUGGUCUAAUAUUUCUCCAACAGCCUGAUUUUCUUUGCUAGACCACAAAUCAACAUGAAUAAUGAUUGUAAUAUACAGUGUCCAAACUAAAAUUAUAUUAUUAGCCUGGCUGAUACAAAAGUAGAUAAGUAGCAAGGAAACAUUGUUUAGUACUCUUGGAAAAUAUUGUAAAAUUCCUUGUUAGAACUGAAAAAACAAAACACAACUAAGUGGCCAAUCACAUUAGUGCAGCUGUCGUGGGUGAACUGCAAAUACACCCACAAUUUAAAUGCUUUUCAAGAUUCCCAAAGAAUCACAUGCCAGGUCUUAUACGUAUUUGGUUUGAAGAAAUUUAAGAGAGCAUUUGAAUGAUGGAGAAUUUGAUAUGGAUUGAUGUAGAUAAAUAGGAUCGUUUUAUAUCCAUUUGCAAAUUUACUUUUGCAAAUUUCGCUGACUGUUUGAGACAGUCAGCGAAGGUAAAAUAAAAUUUUUAAUAGGCCUUCACCAUGAGACAAAUGUAGCUUCAGGAUAAAAGCUCUUAUUUUCCAACGCCUCAGUGCUCCUUGGUCAAGCCAUGAUAGCUCUCUGCUGGUGAUGUCACUGAAUAAAGGUAAAGAUUGAGCUUUUAAAGGCCAGAUUAGUCACACACAUUGGAUAUGGCAAGACUGUAGAGGAGCUCAGAGUCACUGUGAGGAAAUACUUCAAGGUGACUUUUACCAGUGCAAGGUGCACAGAUGCCUCCUCAUACAGACCUAACAAUCAAACUAAUGUUGAACCCAGAUCUCCUAAUGGUUUCACUUUGAAAGUCAUUUUUUAUUUCUAAACAAGUUUCAUCAAUAUCCAACCACCAAUAUCCAACCAGAUAUGUUUUUGAUUUCUGGGCUUAAUUUGUGCAAAGAGGGAAUUUAAUCAAGAAUAAAUUACUUAAUCUUGUAAUUAAAAAAAAUAUUAUGUUGCAUGUUUUCUGAUUGUUAUUUUUUUAUUUUGCAUAUAUUUUUUAGUUUUACCUAAAUAAUGUGUGUAACUGCUGUGAUUCUUACUUCUGAAGACAUGAGAAAUUAGUUCUGUUUUAUUUUCUCCUAAAUAACUUUAUACCACUGGAUGCAAAACUGUAUAAUAUUUUGUGGCUUAAAAUGUCAUUCAAACUUAGGGAGAUAAUCAAUAAUCGAUAAAGCCAUAUUCUAAACAUUGUUAAUUGUAAAGUAGAAAAUGUGUGAAAGAUGUGUGAAACAUAAUUUGAUCCUUAAAUAAAUCUUGAAUUAGCUUUAAGAAAACUUGUAUAACAUUUUGCUGUGGUUCAAAAUCAAUCAGCCUUUAAAAGAGUUUUUCAAUUUUAAAUCUGCUGAUGCUUUCCUGAAAUGUUUCACAAUGAUAAGUUGCAUCAGUAAUUUUUUUUACAGUGCCUGACUGAAAUGAUAGACAAAUUUCAUAUCAAUUUUGUAAAUUCCUAUUCAUGUUUAGCAUUAGCGGAACUUACUUACAAUGUGAGGAAAAACCAACUAGAGAUGGACUCAUGGCAUGAGGUGAUAGACAUCGUCCUUGGAAAAAUAUUUUCACAGCCUCUUUCUUAGCUGGCACAAAUAAAAGACUGACCGAUUAUCUGUGGAUAAGUGUGCUUCCUUUCACUGAUGCCAUGCAGAAAUAAAGUAUUCUGGCAACACUAA
Messenger RNA from Xiphophorus maculatus (southern platyfish), 4566 nucleotides. RefSeq lists its product as uncharacterized. The transcript is spliced from 4 exons. Lineage: Eukaryota; Metazoa; Chordata; Actinopteri; Cyprinodontiformes; Poeciliidae. The coding region runs from base 410 to 1207 and encodes 265 amino acids. The record is from RefSeq and is a predicted model, not a curated record.